AUGGUCAAAUCGAAGCUGAGAGACACGGGAAGGAACUGGAUGCCGCGAUCCGAGUUCGUUCGGAUCUGCGGUGAAGUUUGUUCGGAUCCGGAUGAGGCGAGACGGGUCGCCCGGACGCUGGACGAGUCCGGAACCAGUUCUGUGGGUUAUGGGCUAGGGGAAGGUCAUGGAAUGCUUGGUCAGGCUGGAAGAAAGGCUCGAGUAGCAGCUCGGCAGAGCAAACCUGUUGCUAAGAAAUGCAGGGACAGUCAGUUUGGUAGCAGUGGCACUACUUCUGGCCUGACGUCGAGCCUGGCAUUCACACUAGUGCAGGGGAUCGAGCUGAGCAAUUACAAGCUUACGCAUAUCAACUGCGCAGUGGAGUCCAAAGUACCUACUUGA
Messenger RNA from Linum trigynum, 381 nucleotides. NCBI's taxonomy places the organism in Eukaryota, Viridiplantae, Streptophyta, Magnoliopsida, Malpighiales, Linaceae. The record is from the annotation of a GenBank genome assembly.